UCUGAGGCCACAGUUGCUGCAAAGUGACCACGGACCAAGCAGUCUCUAGUGGACAGGCAAAGUCAACUCUGCUGUCCUAGCAAAGAAGAAAUGCUCCCCUGAAGUUCAUCACCUUUCUGGAGGCUUCAAACUGACCAAGCAUUGAAAAAGAACACAAGAAGAAAACAGGAUUCAGGGCCACUGGGCUUCCUGUGGAGAGCAGAGAGUGUAUGAAGACGAUUCAGAUAUGUCAGAAACUUCCUCCCAUGACUCCUUCUAUGAUUCCUUAUCAGACAUGCAGGAAGAAAGUAAGAAUGCUGACUUCUUCCCGGGGCUGUCCGCUUUCCUCAGCCAGGAAGAGAUAAAUAAGAGCCUUGACCUGGCCCGGAGAGCCAUAGCGGACUCUGAAACAGAGGAUUUCGACUCGGAGAAAGAGAUCUCACAGAUUUUCAACACCUCUCCUGUCAGCUGCUGUGAAAAUCCUUCGCACAAGGAGACCAAACUGAGCAAGCAAUCCUCCUCAGGAAAACCUCAGAAUCAUAAACCAACGCCUAUCAAGCCUCCAGCAGAAGAACCAAAUGAGAGGAUCUCUUCACCCAUUUCAAGAAGGAAAUCAGCCAUGUCUCCCCAGUUUGCUAGGCCCAGUUAUAUCCGGAGCCUCAGAAAGGCCGGCAAACGGGGUGCAAAAACUCCCAACACAAAUACAAAGCCCAAACCAGCACAUCAGAGCAAGGCUGGGCCCCAGAGUGAGCUGUGUGACAAGGCGGCUAACUUCAUUGAGGAGCUGACAUCCAUCUUUAGAGGGGUAAAACCGAGAAACAGGAGCCCAAAUGGGGAGUCCUCAUCCCCAGACAGUGGGUAUCUGUCUCCUAAAAAUCAGCCAUCAGCCAUGAUGACUGCCUCGGCCAGCCAGAGCCCCACAGGAGACCAUCAAGAGACGGAAGCAGAAGUCAAGUUACCUGAGGCCAGGCAUUGCUGCCAGGCUGACCCGGAUGUGCCCAGGCCACAGUGCAAUAGCACCGCUCAUGUGCACCCUCCCAAGGCCCCCCACUUCCCCUCAGCACCUCGGUUCAUCCAGAAGCUGAGGAGCCAAGAAGCUGAGGAAGGAAGUCGCAUUCAUUUGGAGUGCAGAGUCACUGGGAACCCAACUCCUCAAGUCAGGUGGUUCUGUGAGGGCAAAGAGCUACACAACACUCCUGACAUCCAGAUCUUCUGUGAGGGCGGGGACCUGCACACCCUGAUCAUAGCAGAGGCCUUUGAGGAGGAUACAGGCCGCUACACCUGUCUGGCUACAAACCCCAGUGGCUCAGACACCACCUCCGCCGAGGUGUUCAUUGAAGGAGCCAGUUCAACAGAUUCUGACAGUGAAAAUUUAGCUUUCAAAUCAAAAGCUGGAGCUAUGCCGCAAGCUCAAAAGAAAACAACUUCGGUUUCCUUGACAAUAGGAUCAUCUUCUCCGAAGACGGGAGUGACUACAGCUGUGAUUCAACCCUUAUCUGUCCCUGUUCAGCAGGCUCCCAGCCCCACUUCGUAUCUCUGCCGUCCUGACGGAACCACCACCGCCGCCUGCUUUCCUCCUGUUUUCACAAAGGAGCUGCAGAGCACCACAGCCUCCGAGGGCCAGGUGGUGGUCCUGGAGUGCCGGGUCCGGGGCGCACCGCCGCUGCAGGUCCAGUGGUUCCGACAAGGAAUGGAAAUCCAAGACUCGCCAGAUUUCAGAAUUCUACAGAAAAAACCUAGAUCUACAGCAGAACCUGAGGAGAUUUGCACCCUGGUUAUUGCUGAGACUUUUCCUGAAGACGCAGGGAUCUUCACCUGCUCAGCAAGAAACGAGUUCGGAUCAGUGACCAGCACUGCCCAGCUGGUCGUCACCUCAGCCAACACAGACAGCUAUAGUUACAAUGAAAUAGGAAAAUCCAACAACGAUCAGUUCCCACAUUUUCCACCUCCCCCUCCAACCUUGGAGACAAAUUCCUUUGAGUUGGCUUCCAAGAAACCACCUGAGAUCCAGCAGGUGAAUAGCCCUGGUUUUGGACUCAGUAUGGCAGCCCUUCAAAUGCAUUUCAAUUCUUCCGAGAGGGAAACUAAUGGAGUCCAUCCCAGCCAUGGAGUAAAUGGACUGAUCAACGGCAAAGCUAACGGAGGAAAUAAGUCUCUACCAACACCAGCUGCCCUGCUUUCACCGACUAAGGAGCCACCACCUCUGUUUGCCAAACCAAAACUGGGGUUUCCAAAGAAGGCCAGUAGAACUGCGAGGAUAGCCUCUGAUGAGGAGAUCCAGGGCACAAAGGAUGCUGUCAUUCAAGACCUGGAACGGAAACUUCGCUUCAAGGAGGAUCUCCUGAACAACGGCCAGCCGAGGUUGACAUACGAAGAGAGAAUGGCUCGUCGCCUGCUCGGUGCCGACAGCGCGACUGUCUUUAAUAUGCAGGAGCCAGAAGAAGAGACACCCAAUCAGGCUGUCGGGGCUCCUCAGGCUUCCGUAGGGCGUCCUCUGGACGGCCAAAAGGAAUACAAGGUCUCCAGCUGUGAACAGAGGCUCAUAAGCGAAAUAGAGUACAGGCUAGAGAGGUCUCUGGUGGACGAGUCAGGUGAUGACAUUCAGUACGGGGACGUGCCUGUGGAGAGCAGCGUGGCACCCUUCUUUGAGAUGAAGCUGAAGCAUUUUAAGAUCUUUGAGGGGAUGCCUGUAACUUUCACGUGUAGAGUGGCCGGGAAUCCAAAGCCUAAGAUCUACUGGUUUAAAGAUGGCAAGCAGAUCUCUCCGAAGAGUGAUCACUACACCAUCCAAAGAGAUCUCGAUGGGACCUGCGCGCUCCACAUGGCGGCCUCCACCCUGGACGAUGAUGGGAAUUACACAAUCAUGGCUGCCAGCCCGCAGGGCCGUGUCAGCUGCACCGGACGGCUAAUGGUCCAGGCUGUCAACCAAAGAGGCCGCAGUCCGCGCUCUCCCUCGGGCCAUCCACAUGUCAGGAGGCCCCGCUCUCGAUCGAGGGACAGUGCGGAUGAGAGCGAGCCCAUUCAGGAGCGAUUCUUCAGACCUCACUUCCUUCAGGCUCCUGGAGAUCUGACUGUUCAGGAAGGAAAGCUCUGCAGAAUGGACUGCAAAGUCAGUGGAUUGCCAACCCCAGAUCUAAGCUGGCAACUAGAUGGAAAGCCAGUGCGCCCCGACAGUGCCCACAAGAUGCUCGUCCGUGAAAAUGGGGUGCACUCUCUGAUCAUAGAGCCAGUCACGUCCCGAGACGCCGGCAUCUACACGUGUAUAGCCACCAACCGAGCAGGACAGAACUCGUUCAGCCUGGAGCUUGUGGUUGCUGCUAAGGAAGCACACAAACCUCCAGUGUUCAUCGAGAAGCUCCAGAACACAGGAGUUGCUGAUGGGUACCCCGUGCGGCUGGAAGGCCGAGUCUUCGCUGUCCCGCCGCCGCAGAUAUUCUGGAAAAAGGAAAAUGAGUCGCUCACCCACAGCACCGACCGCGUGAGCAUGCACCAGGAUAACCAUGGCUACAUCUGCCUGCUUAUUCAGGGAGCUACAAAAGAAGACGCCGGCUGGUACACCGUGUCGGCCAAGAACGAGGCUGGGAUUGUGUCCUGCACCGCCAGGCUGGAUGUUUACACCCAGUGGCAGCCGCAGCCACAGACCACCAAGCCAAAGAAAGUGCGGCCCUCCGCCAGUCGCUAUGCAGCACUAUCAGACCAGGGGCUGGACAUCAGAGCAGCGUUCCAGCCUGAGGCCAGCCCGUCACACCUGACACUCAAUACCGGCUUGGUCGAAAGCGAGGACUUGUAAUACGGUAUCUUGUUAAAGCCGAAACUCCGAAACCACCAUUGCCUUGACCAACAAGUUUCUCUGUCACAUUAUGUAAAAGGCAGAAAUAUACUUUGACUUACAAGAAAU
Octodon degus (degu) is the source of this 3877-nucleotide messenger RNA. RefSeq names its product palladin, cytoskeletal associated protein (gene Palld). The transcript has 21 exons. The record is from RefSeq and is a predicted model, not a curated record. The coding region runs from base 227 to 3769 and encodes 1180 amino acids. Lineage: Eukaryota; Metazoa; Chordata; Mammalia; Rodentia; Octodontidae.